CCAUCAGCUGGCCCGCGGUGUCGGUGUCGGUCGCAAUGCCUCGUGGACAACAUCUCAGACACUUCUUCCACAUUCUCUCAUCGUCUUUCCACCGUGUCGCUUGUGAAUCUCAGUCGACAGUUCUCUUGUGAAUCCAGCUACUUGCAUUAUCCCCGUAUAAGAAAUGACAGCGCAUACGCCUGAAUUCUUGCGACAGCGCAGCUCCAACAUGUCACUGCGCAUGGCCGCCGCCGCAAACGUCUCGAGCGCACCGGCCACGACGCCGCCUCAAGCACGAUCUGUCAUGCACGAGAACCCGAGAAGCGUAGCGGCCAGAGAAAUCAAGCCCGAGGACUACACAAAGCCGUUCUGCGACUUCUUACAGGAAAACCCUACUGUCUUCCACGCCGUGGACUACUUCAAGUCGAAGGCAUUGAAGCAUGGCUACACCGAGCUAUCUGCGCGUGAGGAUUGGUCUGGCAAAUUAGUACCAGGUGGCAAGUACUUCUCGACUCGCAAUGGUAGCACCAUCAUCGCAUGGACCAUAGGGAAAUCUUACAAGCCCGGAAAUGGCGUCGCCAUGGUUGGCGGCCACAUCGAUGCUCUCACUGCGAAGCUCAAGCCCGUCAGCUCGAAGCCCAACAAGCAGGGAUACCUUCAGCUCGGUGUUGCCCCAUACGCCGGCGCUCUGAACGAGACAUGGUGGGACCGCGACUUGAGCAUCGGCGGCCGAGUCAUCGUUCGCGAGGAAUCUGGCAAAACCUCGACCAAGCUCGUUAAGCUUGACUGGCCUAUCGCCAAGAUCCCGACCCUCGCGCCUCAUUUCGGCGUGGGCAUGCUGGGACAGAACAACAAGGAGACCCAAGUAGUUCCUAUCAUUGGACUCGACAACUCGGAUCUCUAUCCCACUGCUGACUCAUCGUCUGCAAAGCCUCUUGGCCCUGUCGGGUCAUUCGUUGCCACUCAGCCACCCAAAUUGGUUAAAGUGAUCUCGAAACAAUUGGGCAUCACAGACUACUCUCAGAUCGUGAACUGGGAACUUGAGCUAUUCGACCUUCAGCCGGCUACAGUUGCAGGCUUAGACAGGGAGCUUAUCACUGGAGGGCGUAUUGAUGACAAGCUUUGCAGCUGGGGAGCAUUCGAGGGUCUCCUGGCAUCCACCUUGAACGAUGACGAGGGAACCAUCAAAUUGGUCGCUCUCUUCGACGACGAAGAAAUUGGCUCUCUGCUCCGUCAGGGUGCCAAGGGUGACUUCUUGCCAUUGGUGAUCGAGCGGUCAGUGGAGGCUUUGUCAGAGGAGGCAGGCAAGUCAUUUGGCCGCGGCGUCAUUGGUCGGACUUAUGCGAACUCCUUCCUGGUGUCGGCAGACGUCACACACGCCAUUAACCCCAAUUUCGCCGAGAAGUACCUGAACGAUCAUGCUCCGCGGUUGAACGUGGGCAUCACCAUUUGCGCCGACAGCAACGGUCACAUGACGACAGACGCUGUUUCCACGGCUAUUCUAACACGAGUGUGCGAGUUAUCUGACUGCACGCCGCAAGUAUUCAUGAUUCGCAACGACUCCCGAAGUGGCGGCACCAUCGGCCCUAGUUUGAGCAGCACGAUGGGUGUGAGAUCAGCUGAUGCUGGCAUGCCGCAAUUAAGCAUGCACUCAAUCCGCGCGACCACAGGUGCUUUGGACCCCGGCUUGGGGGCCAAGUUCUUCAAGGGUUUCUUGGAUCAUUUCGAAAAGGUUGAUGGCGAGUGGACCCAGUAGACGGCACUCGACUGCAAUGAGCAUUAAGUGCUGAUUGAUGGUUCCAACUUGUUUGAGCGUUUACGCACUUAGAGAGGGAGUUUAGAAGCAGCAUAUGCUAGACCGUCUGGAGUGAACAGAGGUGAUAUUCCACCAAUCCAAGCGAAGUGUAUCCUCGACUCUCAACAUAUAUUAUACAUAAAUAGGCCGAAUGAUCAAGUACUAUG
Molecule: messenger RNA, 1941 nt
Organism: Truncatella angustata
Lineage: Eukaryota; Fungi; Ascomycota; Sordariomycetes; Amphisphaeriales; Sporocadaceae
Product: peptidase M18
Exons: 2
Coding region: 164-1735 (523 amino acids)
Biological process (GO): proteolysis
Cellular component (GO): fungal-type vacuole
Molecular function (GO): metalloaminopeptidase activity; zinc ion binding
Source: RefSeq, a predicted model, not a curated record